Anisakis simplex (herring worm) is the source of this 807-nucleotide messenger RNA. NCBI's taxonomy places the organism in Eukaryota, Metazoa, Nematoda, Chromadorea, Rhabditida, Anisakidae. The record is from the annotation of a GenBank genome assembly.
AUGCGAUUUCUUCCUCGAUCGUUGUCGAUUGAUGACGUGAUGAAGUUGGUCGAUACAGAAGAGGGUGAUAUUCUGGUGCUGACCGAGCUCGUUCGUGAUGAAAGUGGUAUUUCAGGGUCGUCGGAAACUAGUGAUACCAGUGGUAGUCAGGUCGCAUUAGAACAAGAGUGGACCUAUGAAAACGAGCGAACUGGCGCAUGCAUGAGACACUCGUCAUUCCUCGGGGAACGUCUCUCGGCGAUCGCUAACGUAUUUCCCUACAACUCCAUCAAGUUGUGUCAUUCUGACAAGGUCAUCUUCAUAUCGCUGCAAAUAUUCAAUCGCACAAAUGUUGAUAGGACUGGCUAUGUUAUUGACGCGGCUUAUGCGAUUUUUUUCGAACGCACUGCCCCAGGUGUAUUCGGAGCACCACCAGAUCCCACCUCAGUAACUCUGGCGACAACUUUGGCUCAAACUCUGUCCUUGAAUGAAAUCGAGGCGAUGGAGGAGAUCGAAGACCGUAUAUUGCUCGGUCGUGCCACUGAUCUCAUCAACAGUACUGCUGUGCAUUUCCGUUCGAGAUUAAGUUUAAUACCUGAACAACACAGUAUUAUUGACGAAUGUGAUGAGCCGGAUGAAGACGACGAUACUCGCCCAUUGGAGACUACAUUCGAUAAUAAUCACUCGGAGAGCCCCACUGAUUCAAAGAGGAUUCGUUCCGCUGAAGCUAAUAACCGCUCGAUAGGUACCUUUAUUGGAAAUUUGUUCAGUGGUGCUCGUGAAGGACGUCGACGGUCUAACGCUAGCAAUAAUUCGAGUGGAUCCUAA